Molecule: messenger RNA, 3093 nt
Organism: Malassezia vespertilionis
Lineage: Eukaryota; Fungi; Basidiomycota; Malasseziomycetes; Malasseziales; Malasseziaceae
Exons: 2
Coding region: 1-3093 (1030 amino acids)
Biological process (GO): borate transport; carbohydrate metabolic process; transmembrane transport
Cellular component (GO): plasma membrane
Molecular function (GO): solute:inorganic anion antiporter activity; hydrolase activity, hydrolyzing O-glycosyl compounds
Source: RefSeq, a predicted model, not a curated record
AUGUACGCGGCAAAGCGGCGCGCGCCUGCCGACACAGAUACGUCGCGUGCAAGCAGCAUAUCAGUACACACACAUGCCUUUGAUACACAUCGUCGUGUAAGUAACGCGCAAACCGAAGCAUGCACGUCAAACGAAAGGAAGAAACACGCGAAACCUUUUGCGAGCGAUACGCCGUGGCCCGAGCGCAGCUGGCUGUACGAGCUAUUCCCGUUCCGAGGGAUGUGGAACGAUGUGCGCCGGCGCCUCCCGUACUAUCUCUCUGACUGGUAUGAUGGUUUGCGUCCGGCGAAUCUGACAAUUAUGACAAUAAGCGUCGUGCAAAUCUUUUUCAUCAACCUCAUACCGGCUAUUGCAUACGUGCUAGAUAUGUACGACCGCACAGACGGAUCAUAUGGUGUAAACGAAGUGAUCCUAGCGUCUGCACUGGCCUGCUUUGUUUUUUCCGUGUUUAGCUGUCAGCCGCUUACAUUUGUGGGCGUUACAGGGCUGACCAACUUGAUGAACUACACCGUGUACGAUAUUGCCCACAAACACUACGGACUCGAUAGGAUGGACUAUUUGCGCUUGCAAUGCUGGAUGGCCAUUUGGGCAGCCGGCUUCCAUUUCCUGAUCGCGGCCUUCAACAUGUGCGACUAUACGCGCUUCAUCACCGACAUGACUUCGACCACGUUUGGACUUUAUGUGGGGGUGAUUUACGUUGAAAAGGGGGUCGAGUUGCUGGUGCGCGAAUUUUCUCCUGCCCCACUGGACAAUGCGACGGGCUGGUUUUCUGUUAGCAUUGCCAUUCUCUUUUGCGUUACUGUGUACUACGCAACGCUCCUCGAGGCGUCCUCUUACCUUCCCUUUUCGGUGCGCCACGUUAUUGGAAAGCUCGCGUUUGCCGCUGGCUGCAUCUUCUGGACAGGAUUUUCCCAAAUUCCCGGGCACACGCUGAAAGAAGUGCCGGUAUCGCGACUCCCCAUCACACGCAGCUUCUUUCCGACACUGAAUCGGGCGUGGGUAGUAGAUUUUUGGGAGAGCGACGUGCGAUGGGUGUUUGUGGGUGCACCGCUUGGGUUCCUGCUCACGCUUUUGUUCUACUUUGAUCACAAUGUAUCGAGCGUGAUGGCGCAAGCGCGCAAGUACCCUAUUACCAAACCUGCAGGGUUCCACUGGGACUUUUUUCUGCUAGGCAUCACGACGCUUGUCUCUGGCAUCCUGGGGCUGCCAAUGCCCAAUGGGCUUGUGCCGCAAGCGCCUUUUAACACAGACUCGCUCACCGAGUACAACCAAGCCGAUGCCGCAGACACAGAUGCCAUCGGCAGCCGGUACAUUCCCGCGCCGUGGACAAAUGCAUCCAUGCUGCACACAACCUAUUUUCCGCAGCUCAUUAUUACACGCACAGUGCAGCAACGACUAAGCCACUUUGUCAUUUUUUUGCUUACCAUCGGCGCAAUGACACGACCAAUUUUGGUUGCACUCGGCACAAUGCCGCGUGCGGUAUUUGCUGGUGUGUUUCUUUUGGUAGGCUGGGGGUCGAUCGAGUCGAAUCCGAUCGUGCUGCGCACACUCUUGUUGCUGCAAGACCCGCGCGCGGUUCGCAUUCCAGAAAAGGACCGCCCCGCGCAUAUGCAAAUACCGCGCAAGCGCAUCCUUUGUUUUGUUGCAAUUCAGUGGGUAUUUUUUGGGCUCACCAUCGCAAUUUCACAAACCAUUGCUGCGAUUGGGUUCCCUGUACUUAUUAUUUUUAUGAUCCCAUGCAGAGUCUACUUGAUCCCGAAACUGUUUACGCAAGAGGAGCUCGACGUGCUCGAUGCACGCACGGCAGAUGCCCCGGCCGUCAUGGCCUCGCUUGGGCCCGACGCGCCCCCACACGAUCCCACGGACAGGACGUGUGCUACGAAAGGAAGAAAUAUGAAGCCUGCAACCACCACAUACACUCCCCCGGACCUCACACGAAAUUGGCCGACUCCGCUUGCCGAUAACGGCGAUGCUCGGCACGGCUCUCGCUUGGUUGAGACGUUUGAUACAGACAGCCAAGAAGGCGAUGCACUACCGAGCGCAGACGCGCCGCGGCCAAAGCGUCAUGCGCCAACUUUCAUACGCCGGGAAAGAGACAUCACUCCCAUUACCAUGAACCGACCUAUCUGCAAAACCGACACGCCAGACCCCUGGAUGAUCCAGUGGAAAGACAAUUUUUUGCUUACAUUCACACUGGGCAAUCGCAUUGAAAUCUGGUCCUCGCGCAAUGCGGAGAAUUUCAAACAUUGCGAGAAGACGCUCAUUUGGCGUCCCGAUGGAUCAGGCUGGGCGCCUGGCAUUUGGGCGCCUGAGCUGCACAACCUCAACGGUGUAUGGUAUGUGUACUUUAGCGGCGAGAAGCCAGGCCAAGGCGCUGCGUCACACCGCACCCUAGUCCUGCGCUCCCGCAGCCAGGACCCUUUGGACGCGAAAGCAUGGGAAUUUAUGGGCCCACUGCACGGGGUGCCAGACCACUGGGCAAUCGAUGCUACGGUGUUCUGCCUUGGACAGGAUAUGUAUUGCUGCUAUUCCGGCUGGCCCGUGGGCGACAACUCGGAUACGGAGCAGGACUUGUUCCUCGUCAAACUUUCCGACCCACUGCAUGCCAUCUCGGACACGCUGACUGUCAUUUCGCGCCCCACACUGCCGUGGGAGCGUCCCGACGGAGGUAAGCGCGGAGUGAACGAGGGUCCUACAUUUGUAAAGCUUAAUGGAUUCGUCGGGAUCGUGUACAGUGCGCACGGGAGCUGGACCUAUGAGUACAAACUUGGUCUGUUGGCGCUCGUCGGCAACAACCCCCUCGAUCCGAACGCCUGGAAGAAGCGCAAUGAUCCACUGCUUUCGUGUGAUCCGAAACGUGGAGGUCCCUAUGGCCCCGGCCACGCGUCGUUCAUCCCUUCGACCGACGGCAACCAAACACUGUGUAUCUUCCAUUGCACCGGCAAGAUUAAUGACGGCUGGGGCAAUCGCAAAGCGCAUGUUAUGCAGCUUCCUGCGUCUGAAUUCACCUUGGAUGCCCAGACCCAGUGCUGUUCAUCCGGUCGCAAAGGCGGCUUUGUUGGCAAGAUGAUCAACCGCAUUCGUUCUCUAUAA